This is a messenger RNA of Rhineura floridana, 7306 nucleotides long. It is a transcript of the gene CYFIP1, whose product is annotated as cytoplasmic FMR1 interacting protein 1. Gene Ontology annotation, biological process: regulation of actin filament polymerization; lamellipodium assembly; cell morphogenesis. NCBI's taxonomy places the organism in Eukaryota, Metazoa, Chordata, Lepidosauria, Squamata, Rhineuridae. Bases 271 to 4032 code for a protein of 1253 amino acids. The transcript is spliced from 31 exons. The record is from RefSeq and is a predicted model, not a curated record. Gene Ontology annotation, molecular function: RNA 7-methylguanosine cap binding; small GTPase binding. Gene Ontology annotation, cellular component: neuron projection; SCAR complex; synapse.
CGGGGGAGGAGCUGGAGGAAGGGUGUUUCCUGGCACGGUUUCCUUGUUUGAGUGACUCAGACAGGAAACUCCCAGCUUCGUGCGGCCCUGGAAAAGAAAGCAGCCCGAGCGAGAACACCCCCGCCGAGGCAGCACCACCCUCUUGCUGUGGCACCGGGGGCGGGAGGGAGCGGAGCCGCAGGGAGCUGAGUGCCGGGGGCUGGCUGCACGAGUGGGUGGCUGGAAGGGGACGCAAACCGUGGGCCUUCUCGCUUCGAGGCUGGAAUCAAAAUGACUGCUCAAGUUACCUUGGAGGACGCUUUGUCCAAUGUAGAUCUCUUGGAAGAAUUACCUCUGCCAGAUCAGCAACCAUGUAUUGAACCCCCUCCAUCAUCCUUACUUUAUCAGCCAAAUUUCAACACCAAUUUUGAAGACAGGAAUGCAUUUGUCACAGGCAUUGCCAGAUACAUUGAACAAGCUACUGUUCAUUCUAGCAUGAAUGAAAUGUUGGAAGAAGGACAAGAGUAUGCUGUUAUGCUAUACACAUGGAGAAGCUGCUCAAGAGCCAUUCCUCAGGUAAAAUGUAAUGAGCAGCCAAACAGAGUGGAAAUUUAUGAAAAAACAGUAGAAGUUCUGGAACCGGAGGUCACAAAGCUGAUGAAUUUUAUGUAUUUUCAGAGAAAUGCAAUUGAAAGAUUCUGUGGAGAGGUGAAGCGUUUGUGUCAUGCAGAGAGGAGGAAGGACUUUGUGUCUGAAGCUUAUCUGAUCACUCUUGGCAAAUUUAUCAACAUGUUUGCUGUUUUAGAUGAGCUGAAAAAUAUGAAGUGCAGCGUAAAGAAUGACCAUUCAGCCUACAAGCGGGCUGCCCAAUUUUUGCGUAAAAUGGCUGAUCCUCAGUCUAUCCAAGAAUCCCAGAAUCUCUCCAUGUUUCUUGCCAAUCACAAUAAGAUUACACAGUCUUUGCAGCAACAACUUGAGGUCAUACCUGGCUACGAAGAGCUGCUUGCUGAUAUUGUGAAUUUAUGUGUGGAUUACUAUGAGAACAAAAUGUAUCUAACACCUAGUGAGAAGCACAUGCUCCUAAAAGUAAUGGGCUUUGGUUUAUAUCUGAUGGAUGGUAGUGUCAGUAACAUCUAUAAGCUGGAUGCCAAGAAAAGAAUUAAUCUGACCAAGAUUGACAAGUUUUUUAAGCAGCUGCAAGUAGUUCCACUCUUUGGCGACAUGCAGAUUGAACUGGCAAGAUACAUUAAGACUAGUGCUCACUAUGAGGAAAAUAAAUCUAGAUGGACAUGUGCUUCAUCCAGCAGUAGUCCGCAGUACAACAUCUGUGAGCAGAUGAUCCAGAUAAGAGAUGACCAUAUGCGUUUUAUUUCAGAACUGGCUCGUUACAGUAAUAGUGAGGUAGUGACCGGAUCAGGCCGUCAAGAAGCACAGAAAACAGAUGCUGAGUAUCGAAAACUCUUUGAUCUUUCUCUCCAGGGUCUUCAGCUUCUGUCUCAGUGGAGUGCACAUGUGAUGGAAGUGUAUUCAUGGAAGCUAGUGCAUCCAACUGACAAAUACUCUAACAAAGAUUGCCCAGACAAUGCAGAAGAGUAUGAAAGAGCAACUCGAUACAAUUAUACCAGUGAAGAGAAGUUUGCUCUUGUUGAGGUUAUUGCAAUGAUUAAAGGACUGCAGGUAUUGAUGGGCAGGAUGGAAAGUGUCUUCAAUCAUGCCAUUCGUCAUACCAUCUAUGCUGCUCUCCAGGAUUUCGCGCAAAUUACACUUAGAGAGCCAUUGAGACAGGCUAUCAAAAAGAAGAAAAAUGUCAUCCAAAGUGUUCUGCAGGCAAUCAGGAAGACUGUGUGCGAUUGGGAAGGCGGGCGUGAGCCAUUUAAUGACCCUGCGCUGAGGGGAGAGAAGGAUCCCAAAAGUGGCUUUGACGUCAAAGUCCCCAGACGAGCAGUGGGUCCCUCCAGUACCCAGCUUUACAUGGUGAGAACCAUGUUAGAGUCCCUCAUUGCUGACAAAAGUGGUUCCAAGAAAACCUUGAGAAGUAGCCUUGAGGGGCCCACCAUAUUGGACAUAGAAAAAUUCCACCGAGAGUCUUUCUUCUACACACACUUGAUAAAUUUCAGUGAAACGCUGCAGCAAUGCUGUGACUUAUCCCAGCUAUGGUUCAGAGAGUUCUUUCUGGAGCUGACAAUGGGCAGAAGGAUCCAAUUUCCCAUCGAGAUGUCUAUGCCUUGGAUUCUGACGGACCACAUUUUGGAGACUAAGGAAGCAUCAAUGAUGGAAUACGUUCUGUAUUCUUUGGACCUUUAUAAUGACAGUGCUCAUUACGCACUUACCAAAUUCAAGAAGCAGUUCCUCUAUGAUGAAAUUGAGGCAGAGGUCAACUUGUGCUUUGACCAGUUUGUCUACAAGCUGGCAGACCAGAUAUUUGGAUACUACAAGGUUAUGGCAGCAAGUCUGCUUUUAGAUAAAAGGUUAAGAUCAGAGUGCAAGAAUCAGGGAGCAACUAUUCCCUUGCUAACAUCUAAUCGGUAUGAGACGCUCCUAAAGCAGAGGCAUGUUCAGCUUCUUGGCCGAUCAAUAGAUCUGAACCGUCUGAUCACUCAGCGAAUUUCAGCAGCCAUGUACAAAUCUAUGGAACUGGCAAUUGGUCGCUUUGAGAGUGAAGACUUGACUUCCAUUGUUGAAUUAGAUGGGUUGGUAGAAAUAAAUAAGAUGACACACAAGCUCCUGAGCAGAUACAUGACUCUAGACAGUUUUGAUGCCAUGUUCAGGGAAGCCAACCACAAUGUAUCAGCUCCCUAUGGAAGAAUCACCCUUCAUGUCUUCUGGGAGCUCAAUUACGAUUUCCUUCCAAAUUACUGCUACAAUGGGUCCACUAACAGGUUUGUUCGAACAGUGCUACCGUUUUCCCAGGAAUUUCAGAGAGACAAGCAACCUAAUGCACAGCCGCAGUAUCUACAUGGAUCAAAGGCUUUGAAUCUGGCCUACUCCAGCAUUUAUAGCAAUUACAGGAACUUUGUUGGCCCCCCUCAUUUCAAAGUCAUCUGUAGACUCCUGGGAUAUCAAGGCAUUGCUGUGGUAAUGGAAGAGUUAAUGAAAGUCGUCAAGAGUCUGCUCCAAGGCACAAUUUUGCAAUAUGUGAAGACCUUAAUGGAAGUGAUGCCGAAAAUCUGUAGGUUGCCCAGACACGAGUAUGGUUCCCCAGGUAUUCUGGAAUUCUUUCAUCAUCAGCUAAAGGACAUUGUUGAAUAUGCAGAACUGAAAACUGUGUGUUUUCAAAAUCUGCGAGAAGUGGGAAAUGCUGUACUCUUCUGUCUACUCAUUGAACAGAGCUUGUCUUUGGAGGAAGUGUGUGAUCUGUUGCAUGCUGCACCAUUCCAGAAUAUUUUACCAAGAGUUCAUGUCAAAGAGGGUGAAAGACUUGAUGCUAAAAUGAAAAGACUAGAAUCAAAAUAUGCUCCACUCCACCUUGUUCCAUUAAUUGAAAGACUAGGAACACCUCAGCAAAUUGCCAUUGCAAGAGAAGGAGACUUAUUGACCAAGGAGCGCCUCUGCUGUGGGCUAUCUAUGUUUGAAGUCAUCUUAACCAGGAUCCGGACAUUCCUCGAUGAUCCAAUCUGGCGUGGCCCUCUCCCCAGCAAUGGUGUGAUGCAUGUGGAUGAGUGUGUGGAAUUUCACCGCCUAUGGAGUGCAAUGCAGUUUGUGUACUGUAUUCCUGUGGGGACACAUGAAUUUACUGUGGAACAGUGUUUCGGAGAUGGGUUGCACUGGGCUGGCUGUAUGAUUAUUGUGCUUUUGGGGCAACAGCGUCGGUUUGAUGUGCUGGAUUUCUGCUACCACUUAUUGAAAGUACAGAAACAUGAUGGCAAAGAUGAAGUCAUAAAGAAUGUGCCUUUGAAGAAAAUGGUGGAGAGAAUCCGCAAGUUCCAGAUCCUGAAUGAUGAGAUCAUUGCUAUAUUGGACAAGUAUUUGAAAUCUGGUGAUGGAGAAGGCACACCAGUGGAACAUGUCCGCUGCUUCCAGCCUCCCAUUCACCAGUCAUUGGCCAGCAACUAGGAAAGAUCCACUUUUCUGCUUUCCUUUUAGAAGCAGUACACAGUGCACCAUGUUGCCAGGCAAGAUUUGACGGAUAACGGAGAUUAUCUUGACCAUCACUGUUUUCUAGUAUUGCCUGAGCCUUCUGCUAGGAGCAGGUCUUCACUUUCAUUUCCAAGCACAAUAACUGUACACAAUUCUGUUUUUUAGACUACUUUUUAUAUACUUUUGAUAAAAGGCUUUGGAAUGUAACCUAUUUUUAGUUUUAAAAUCCUUUGCAUUUCUCUAGCUGUUGUAAUCAUUUUAGAGAGGUUUGAUGCAUUGGAUCUUUCUUCACUUGUCUAAACUAUUAGCAAAAAUGAAAAGUUACCCUUUUUAGGGGGCGUCUUUUUUGUAAUUUUCUUGUAUAAGAGAAACAUUAUGCUGCUUUGCUAGCCUUUACAGAAAACUCCUUAUUUUGCAACUCCACGAGUGUCUUUAAUCACUGGACUGCUCCCUCUGGCAAUGUCCAUGCUCCCAAUACAUUGUCGUCUUUGGAAAUACAGGUUUUAAGGGGACAUUUUAAAAACAAGACUAUAAGGAAGCAAUUAAUGUUUUUAAUGUGUAGAGAGUCUGUUCAUACAUUUAGACGUAGCUACUCUUGCUGCUGCUUUUUUAGCUUAAAAUACAAAAUGGAGAGAUCUGAAUACCAUUUUCCACAUUGGAAGCAGACAAAGCAGCAGCAUGAGUCACUUUACAAAUAAAUAUAGAACAUACUUUGGUUUGAUAGAAUUUAGAAUUAUACCCUUUUCAAGUUUUUUUGUUCAUUCUUAGAAAAGGACUCUAAAGUUCAUAACACUUAGCUCUUUCUAAUGCUAAGCUUGAAUAUUUAUAAUUUUACUUUGUGAAUCAUGGGUCAGUAGUUUACUUCUGAAACUAAUUUCUGAAUUAAAACAUGUUAAAGGCAACUAUGGAUGUAAGAGUCACUCUUGUCAAGUUCUGAUCUAGUGAGCGGAAGUGCUGUUUGAAAAUUGCCCUUUUACUGUUACAAGGGACUACCACUCACUCCCAUAAGUCUGAUAUCCAACAUUUUAUGCAGUCCAUUUGUGUGUGUUCCUGUGAGUUGUAAUCUUGCAUUAUUUUGCUCAGAAGACAUACCAGCCACAUUGCAGGCUCAGUUUAAAAGUUAUGGCGUAUAUGUUAAAAAUAAAGCUGGAAUUCCCAGCAUCUUCCUCCUAUGUGAGAAAACAAAAUCACUUUGGCUUCUGUUUUGGCCCUCUCCUCUCGGACUGGAUUUUGGGAAGAAGAAAUAAUAAUGUUCUAUCACCAUAAUUCAGACGGUGCUGUUCUGAUAGCUUUCAAAAUGAUGUUAAACAACCCCUAAGGCUUUAGGUUGUGUCCUGAAACUGUUUGAAAUGAUCUUCCUCUCAUGUUUUUGUACAUGGUUUUAAAAUGCUACUUGUUUUACAAGUAAUGGCUGCCAUGUAUUUCACCAGGAUGCAAGUUCUCUAUUUAUUGAGAAUGUACUUUUAAUGGGAAAAGGUGAAGAGGUCAUUUUCCCAAAACCAUGCCUGACCGCCCACCCACUGAUUGGAUGACAGGUGGGAGGGUAGGGUUAAAUCUUGCUCAGUGUGGCAGGGUUGAAUGCAAACCUCUUGUUGAUGCAGGACUGGGUUUGCUUCGAAGUCUUGUUAAAGUGAAAGACUUUCAAACAGUCCAGCAGUGCUCUUUGAAGUUCUCAUAAUGGGGGGCUUCAAAGCAUGGCAUCACCUGUCAAAGCCUUACCCACCUGUCAAAUUUGACUCACCAGGGCGGGGAGAUAAAAAUCUGGCCUGCUGCCUAGUAAAGGUUUCCCACCUAAGUUUUAGCGAAAAGUUGCUUAGGUUGUCUUAGACUAUCACAGCAAAGCAGUAGUAAAAACCAAGAACGCAUAAUAGCUGUGAAGGCUAAAAUUGAAAGGGUGUCUCAUUCAAUACCAUCACUACUCUUCUUUAAUAGUUACUGAAGCUGUUUUUACUUUUCAAAACACUUGAGCAGUGUAAAGCUGUUUUCUCAGGUAUUCAUACCAGCAUAUUCUUAAAAGCACUCUAUACUGCAGAGCAUACAAAACCAUUGAUACAUUUACUUUCACAUUGCUUUUCACUUUCACAGGGCAUUUACCAACAUUGUUGCAAAACUAUUGAAUUCAUAUUUUUUUCCUGUCAUUUUUAUGAUUUGGAAUGCAACUGAAACAUGAGCCUAAGCAUUCUUGCUGUUUCUGGUGGGAGUAGGCAGUGCUGUGCUUUUUGAUGCCAUGUCAUUAACAUGCCAACUGUCCAUUCUUCUUUCAAAGACUGUAGUGUGACAAUGCCCUGUUCAUGUCUUCGCUAGGUUCAGUAUUACUUUGUCUCCUUUUCCAGUGUAACAGGUCAACCUAAACUGUUUAUACAACAAAAUGAAUAUGCCAUCUCCUGUUUUGUGCUUCCUUCUAGGUUAGCUGUAAUAAAACUUCCAGGCAUACUUGUAUUUAAAUGAUACCAAACAGUUUUAUUGCAGCCUCAUCCUGUGCCUACCAAUAAUUUGUUUUUGGCAGAGAUCUAGACUUAACAGCUGCCCUCAACAUUGUCCUGAAACCCACAAGUCUCUUAGCUGCCCCUGGAUCUGGAAAAUAGGGUGGUCUCUCUCUAAAUAGGACUAACUAGGAACUAUAUUGGAGAGAAUGGAAAGAAGGAUGAUAAAGGCACUAUGUCACAGAUUUCUCUCAUUUGGAAUAUGGACAAUGAUUAGUGCUGACUUUCCUUUUAACUUUAUAGGGUGGUGGUUAAAGUUACAGCUGGUUAAUGCAGGUGAAGUGCUUUGACCAUCUAAAAAGCAUUGCAGAAAUGAUUAGCCAUAGCUGGUUUGUUAAAAGCAGAAUUCUUCCUCUAUAAGAGGGAGGGGAGAAAGCACACAAUAAACCAUAGUUAUAUCUUAAUGGGGCCCAUAUGUCUGUUUACACAAAUGAGUAUGUGUAAACAAUGCAUCAUAUAAAAAGGAACCUCAUUAUGGGUUUUCUUCUGCGAAGUGGCAUUUACAAGCAGGACACAGGACCUGCUUUUUUAAUUUGUUUGUCAUCAGUACAGACACUCGGAGUUGCAGCACAUGGUUCUUUGUGGUAUUUAUACAAUUAUCAUAUGAUACCCCUAGUCUGUUAUCUCAGUAAUGUGUGAAUUAAAACCUAUUCCAUACAUUGAAAACAAGGAACUUAAAUUGAGGGAAGUAGCACAAAGAGAUGGCUGUGUAUGUCAGUCAAUUUACAUCUCACUCAUGCAGAAAUAAAGCAUUUUAUUUGUUAAAA